Molecule: messenger RNA, 2757 nt
Organism: Phaedon cochleariae (mustard beetle)
Lineage: Eukaryota; Metazoa; Arthropoda; Insecta; Coleoptera; Chrysomelidae
Source: the annotation of a GenBank genome assembly
AUGAGCGGCCCCGCAGUAGGCGGCCCCGCGGCCGUUUCCUUCCCCGCCCAUCAGCAGAUGUGCCCUGCCCACCAGCAGCAGUGUCCCGCCCACCAGCAGUGCGCCGCCGCGCUGCUGCACCGACCGAAGUUGGGAUGCACGAGGGGCGGGGCGAUGCCCUCGGUGCACGGUCGCCCCGCCUCCGCCGGGGGUGGGGCGGCGGGGGGUAAGGCGCGGCUCGGGAGUCACCAGAGGAACCUGAGCUUGGACUUCAGGUCGAUGGGCAUCCUGCUGCCCCCCGUGCCCCAACUCGCCGCCGCCGCCCCCCCUGCCAACCACCACACCACCCACCACCGCAACCGCAGCCUGGACUCCGCCCUGCAGCGCAUCCCCGAAGUGGACGUGACGCCCAGUCCGGAAGCGGAGACGGUCGCGACGGCCGCCCUUUGCGUGGGGGCGGCCCCGGAUGCCGCCCCCAAGCCGGACGAGCUCGCCAGCCUCGGGUCGGACGAUUCGGGGAUCAUGUGCGGAUCGGAAACUGGGUCGGGCGGUACCCGCGAGUCCAGCGUGGAGUUCAUCGACCAGGCGACCGCCCCGGCCGAGCGAGAGGUCGGGCGGCCGGCUGCCCUCGAGCCGCCCAAAAGCACCGGCAUGCUGCGGCUGCUCGAGAGCAAAGUCUUCGACGUGUCGAUGGCGAUGCACUAUCUGUUCAACAGCAAGGAGCCGGGCGUGCUGUGCUACAUCGUGAACAAGCUGUUCAGCUUCGCCGAUCACGAGGUGGACUUCUAUCUGCCGCAGCUGGUGUGCAUGUACGUGCAGAUGCACGAUGUGGCCGAGGUCGUGCAUCGGUAUCUCAUCCAUAGAUGCCGGAAAUCCAUCGACUUCUCCCUGAAGUGCGCCUGGCUCCUCGAGGCUUUCAGCGGCGACGCCACCAUCCCCACCAAAAAGAAACCUCACGGCACUCGCCUGCGCGACCUCAUCCUCUCCGACGAGCUCCGGCCCAAACACCACCAGGUGUCCGCCCUCGUGACGACUGUCAUAACCUCGCCCAACGUCGACAGGCUGAAGAAGUCGCACCAGCGGUCGCACAGCGACGCUUCAGCGCUGCUAGGGGCGGACGGCGCGCAGAAGCGUGGGCAGGCGAGAAGCGGGGCGGUCGGCUCGGGCAGUGCGGCGCGUCUGUGCUUGGGCGAUCUCAGCUCGGGCAGGGCGUUCGACAGCGGGUGCGCGUGCUUCGAGAGCUGCCGCGGCGUCGUCAACGAUUUGAGGGGAGAGAAGACUGAAUGCACGUGUUCGGCGCCGAGACUGACGCCCGAGCUGGAAUUCCUGCGCGCGCUCAUCCUCAUCGGCAAGCUGCUGGGCUCGAUCCCGACGCGCGAGGCGAAGACCACCCGAUUGGUCGCCGAGUUGACCACGCUCAACCUCAAUCUGCCGGCGCGCGUGUGGCUGCCCCUUCACACUGCCCACUUCGUCGUCAGGAUACCGCCGCAGGUGGCCGCCGUGCUCAAUUCCAAAGACAAGGCGCCCUACAUAAUCUACGUGGAAGUGGUGGAAGUCGAUGACAUCGAAAGCUCGCCCGUCCCGACCAAGAUAAUGCCCACCCUGCGGCACACCAGGUCAGAGGAGAAUCUCAAGCACGAGACGACGUCCCUCUCGGCGUUCAGCGCAUGCGGCGGCUGCUACGACGAUCUGGACGCCGAUUGGAGCCAGGAGGACGACGAAAUAUCGCAACAGUACACUCAACUGAAGAAGCCCGUGGAUAGGGACACGAUUUCGCAGAUGAGCCAGGAGUCUUGCGAUUCCCGAGAACCGCCCCUCUCUAUUCCCGCCAGCGAGAUACGGAAGCGACUCUCGGACUUUUUCUACGACGAAAAGAGCCGGAAGUUCACCCACGAUCCCGAAGAUCCGUCAGCGGCUGUCUUGAAAGAACCGUGGCAGGAUAAGGAACAAAGGAUCAGAGAAAGCUCCCCGUACGGGUAUCUAUCCAAUUGGAAGCUGUUGUCGGUGAUAGUAAAAUGCGGGGAUGAUUUGCGGCAGGAACUAAUGGCUUCCCAGCUUUUGGAAACUUUCCAGAAAAUCUGGGAAAUGGAACACGUUCCGCUGUGGGUGCAUCCAUACAGGAUCUUGUGCUUGUCGGACGACAGCGGCCUCAUCGAGCCGAUCCUCAACACGGUGUCGCUGCACCAGGUGAAGAAGCACUGCCAGCUGUCGCUGCUGCAGUACUUCAUCAAGGAGUACGGCCCGAUGACGUCGGAGGGCUUCCUCACCGCGCAAAAGAACUUCGUGCAGAGCUGCGCGGCCUACUGCCUCAUCUGCUACCUCAUCCAAGUGAAGGAUCGGCACAACGGCAACAUCCUUCUGAAGAGCGACGGCCACCUCAUCCACAUCGACUUCGGCUUCAUCCUGUCGUCUUCCCCGAAAAAUCUCGGCUUCGAGAAGUCCCCCUUCAAGCUGACGCCCGAAUUCGUCGAGAUCAUGGGCGGCGAGAGCUCCGACAUGUUCGAGUACUUCAAGAUCCUGAUCCUGCAAGGUCUGAUCGCUGCCAGGAAGCACCACGGCAUGAUCGUCACCCUGGUGGAGAUCAUGAGAUCAGGCUCCCAACUGCCCUGCUUCAAAUCGGGCGCGUCGACCGUCCAGCACCUGAAGAACCGCUUCCACAUGACCAUGACGGAGGAGCAACUGCGGUUGGAGGUCAACCGCAUGGUGGAGGGCAGCAUCCAUUCCCUCUCCACCAAACUCUACGACGGCUUCCAAUACUUUACCAAUGGUAUCCGUUAA